AUGUCGAUCACUCUCUACAUCACUCGUCAUGGUGAACGUAUGGAUCACGUAGAACCAAGUUUUGCUUACACUUCUACAACUCCUUAUGAUCCACCGUUAACACCUAGAGGUAAAAAACAGGCCAAAAAAACGGGUUCUUAUAUUCACAAUAUACAUCUAGAAACAAUUGUCAAAGAUGUUCAACGUCAAAGAAAAGUAGAAUAUCUUAUUUAUACUAGUCCCUUCUUGAGAACGGUUGAAACUGCUAUUGGUAUUGCGGAAGGAAUUAAUUCUUCUGAUAAAGAUUUACCGGCUAAAUCAAUUCAAAUUAAACUUGAACCCGCACUUUCGGAAUGGCAUACUGCUGCCUAUUACGCAAAUGCGGUACCAAAUAGUAUUAUCACUUCUCGUGUAGAAGAAUUACAUCGUUUAAAUCAAGACGCACAACAACAAUCUUUCUUUGAAGUGGAUUGGGGAUAUAAACCAGUUUUCGCGGAAUUACCGGAAUAUCCUGAAGGAAUUUAUGAAGUAAUGAAUCGUUGUGGUUUGGCAUUAAAACAAUUAACUACACCUUUCAUCGAAGAUCUUCAAGGGGAUAAAACUAAAGAUGUGGUUUUGAUCUUCGUAACACAUGGGUGGUGUUUUAAUGUUAUUCAAGAAGCAUGUUCAAAAGCUAGUACUUGGAUGGAAGCCGGAUUUUGUGCAGUAUCUCGUGCUAGUAGUCCAUACGGAAAAUGGCUAAUUGAUGUAACUGCUAAUACGUCGCAUUUAAAAGAAAUAUAA
This is a messenger RNA of Diversispora eburnea, 762 nucleotides long. Lineage: Eukaryota; Fungi; Glomeromycota; Glomeromycetes; Diversisporales; Diversisporaceae. The record is from the annotation of a GenBank genome assembly.